Molecule: messenger RNA, 717 nt
Organism: Cyphellophora attinorum
Lineage: Eukaryota; Fungi; Ascomycota; Eurotiomycetes; Chaetothyriales; Cyphellophoraceae
Product: Protein fmp52, mitochondrial
Exons: 2
Coding region: 1-717 (238 amino acids)
Biological process (GO): import into nucleus
Cellular component (GO): cytoplasm
Source: RefSeq, a predicted model, not a curated record
AUGGCAACGUCAAAGGCCAGCACGGCCUGUCUUGUGGGUAGCACGGGCUUAGUGGGCUCUCACAUCCUCACCACCCUAGCAGCCCAUCCCGAAAUCUCUUCGGUGUACGCCUACACGCGCAGAGACAACCUCCCAGCAACAACGUCCGUUAAACCUGCAAGCAGCCCAAAGGUGCGCUACAUCUCCAACAUCGACACCUCCGCCUGGCACAGUCAAUACCCUUCGAAUGCGAGAGUCUUCUUCUCCGCACUGGGCACAACAGCCCGGAGAGCCGGAAGCUUUGCCAACCAGCGCAAGAUCGACUAUGACCUCAACGUGGCGCUGGCUCAGGCCGCCAAGAACGCUGGCGCGACGGUGUAUGUCCUGAUCUCCACUUCCGGUGCGUCGGUCAGCUCGAUCUGGCCCUAUUCGAGGAUGAAAGGCGAGCUGGACGAGGCGGUCAAAAAGAUUGGGUUCGAGCAUACGAUCAUCCUCAAGCCGGGCCUGCUGGUGGGGAUGCGCGAGGAUAGCAGGCCUGGGGAGUUUGCAGCGCGGACAGUGGCAGGGGCUUUGGGGAAGGUCAGUGGUGGGUGGUUGACAGAUGGGUGGGCACAGGAUGCGGAUGUCGUUGCGAGAGCUGCUGUAGUUGCGGGCUUGCAGGCUGUCGCUGGUGAGAGUAAGAAAGGGUCCAGAGAGUUGGGGCAAAAGGAGAUCGUGAGGCUCGGGCGGCAGACUUGA